CGCUUGAUUCCUCCAAUCAGAGACCACCCGCACGCUGCUGCGUUCUGUUUGCCGUGGAGGCUGCUGGGAGCUGAUAUUUAUCCCGGGGCUCAGCCGAGCGCUGCGGGCAGUUGAGUGAUCGCAGGGAGAGGAUCGGGCUGGGCCACAGACACAAUGGACGAGGGGGACAACAGGAGCACGAACCAGCUGGUAAGACACGGCCUGGGGGGGCCUGGGCUCACACUGUGCGAGGUGUCAUGCCGGGGGUGGGCUGACUGUGUUUGGGGUCUCAGCCAGACACCUUGCAGGGCCUGCUGUCAUAUACUGCAUUAAUACCCAGUGUGAGAAUAUAUAUCAUAUAAAUAAACAGAGCUCACAUCCCUCUAACUGGGACUGGGGCAGGACAGUGUGUUAUUUAUCUCACAAUCUCUGUCAGCAUUCAUUAAUUCCAGUUUAACCCCAUAAGGACCAAAAUUCUGGAAUAAAAGGGAAUCAUGACAUGUCACGUGUCCUUAAGGGGUUAAAAUAAAACACCCCCCCUUCACAGCCCCCAAUGAUGUUGAUGAGGGAUAUCAAGCUAAUACACCCUUGGUUUUUGCUGCACUAUAAAUCCUGUGAUGCUGUGCCAGUCUUAAAGAUGGCAAGGCCUUGUGGGGGUUAUAGUUCUGCUCCCUAAUGGCCACCCGUGAUGGAGGUGGAUUAUUUAUUUUUGGUAAAUAUAUUUGUAUCUUUCUUUUUUUUUUUUACUGUCUUAUGUUGUUGUUUGUAAAAUAUAUAUGUGUCAAAAGCUUGAUCAUACAUCAGCUCUUGGACAUAUGGCAUCCAUUACAUUUGGAAGCUGCCAAAUAUUUCGUUGUAACUUGGAAAUUUGCUGAUUAAAAAAAAAAAAAGUCUGCUACAGAAGUUAACUGGUAUACACUGAAAUAAUACAGCCAACAUCAUCAUUAUUAUUUUGAUAAAGAGCAAAACCCUCAUGUGAUUUGUGAUAGAUGGUGGGGGUUGUAUUGCUAGGCAUAUCAUUAUGAUGAAGAUCGUCUUCUACAGAUUCCCAAAACAUUGAUUUUUAUUUCAGUUAGUGACUGUGGUCUCUUUAUGAUUAAUGUGUUUCCUCUGUCUAUAAUAUAGAGUAGUGUGCAUGACUUGCGUCUGUAGUGACAGGCCUUGAAAAGGGAGGUGUCUUUUAUUAGGUAACUACUGCCAUCUUUAUGCCGUCUAGCUUUCAGCAGGUUUGCUAGGGAAGUGAAGUCAAAACAAAUACUUCCUGUGGUUCAUGUGUUAAAUACAACACAAUGUGUUGCAGAUAGUGUCGCAAAAGGAAUACAAAUUAAAACAAUGGAUAUACCAUGUUUCAUUUAUAAGAUUUAUUUAUUUUUUUAAUCGUACUAGAUGGAAUUGUGUGUGUGUAUAUAUUUUCCCAUAAUGCAUCUAACAUUAUAAGAACAGUCUACAGAAUCUCAUACAAUUGCCAGUGGGUCAUCAAUCAUUACUGUUUACAUGACAAUGUGAAAACCCUUUGCUAAAUUCGUGAAGAAUGCUUUAAAUGGCUUUGCACUGUUUCAAAACCCUUGUGAACUCUAGAGUCGCAAUGUCUCCUUUGGAGACUAUUGCAAAUCGCUGCAAUAUGAAAGGAAGCCAGGCAUGGCUUUUUAUGCUGUAGUCUGUCUUAGCAGGGUCCUUCUUGUCUAUUGUUUCUGUAUUCCUAAAUUUGUUUGUCAUCUUGUACGUUUAUGACUUGUGUACAGUUGGUACAGCACAGAGAAUUGGAUGUCUGUUCAAUGCAAUGAAUACUGUAUAUUGUCCUCACAGGCUUAACUCUUUCAGUGCUCUGAACAAUGCAUUGCAUCACAUUUGAAAGCAGUAAUGCCAUAAAAGAUUUCAUUACAUCAACUUGUUUAUUAGAAUAUUACAGACAACUUAAUUUUUCAUCUUAUCGCGCUUUAAGUGCAUCUCUAAUUAUCAUUAGAUGAUUCAUCCCCACCCUAAUUAGCCCAUAUACCUGACAGUAGGGUUGCCAAUUGGACAAUAUUAGCUCUUCUUUUCCAGACCUAUCCUCCUCUUUGAUAAUCUUCGUUGCUCCAUGCAACAAAAACCUAAGGACCAAGUAACACAAUGCAUAAAGAGGUGACACUUCAGCCCAAGAGUGACUUAUUCUCUUCCAAAGGAACCUAAGCAUGACUUGCAACAUAGAGGACUGUAGAGCUGAUUAAUCUAAUUAAUGCAACAGUGCUUCCUGAAGUCACACUAGAUUACAUGAUGGAUGAGUAGGAUAGAAAAGGAUGUAGAUUAAUGCAUAACUGCAAGCACCAUAACCACUUUGGUGCCCCUAGCCCCAAUUGCAAGUAGUCAGACUGUUUAAGAGCCGCUCCCAGCAUCCACUACGAACGCUGGAGGGCCAGAAACGUUUGUUAGCUCUCAUGAGCUAAGUCUGCAACAACUCCGUAAAUUAAUAGAUAAAAAUAAUUAAUUUGGGUGGGGAUCAGCUUUGUACUAGACUUCGUUACAUUAUAAAUCUAUGACAUUCUAGAGAUGCAUGCUAGAUAAGUGUAAACCGCUCUUACUUGCCAUAUUCCAGUACAAUCCUCUUAGGUUUUCUGUAACAUUUCAUUUAUUAGAAAAUAUUUAUAUAUUACUAACCACAUUCCACAGAAAUAUCUCAAGUGUUCUGAUAUUGUAGUACCAGACACACAUGCUUCGUAUAUCUGCGUGCAAGGACUAGCUUUGUAUAUUUGGGAUUGUUCAGCUGAUCUUUUGGCUUUAACGAAGUGUAUAUUAAUAAUUUUAAACUAAGGGAUUCCGAUUUGGGCUCCUUGGAUUGCAAAAGCUUUUAAAAAUAAUAUAUCUGAAUGACACCAUUCUUUGUUCACGGCUGUACCAGUUUCAAUGUGGUUUCUUGUUUGUUUAGGCCCAUAAUAUCUUGAGAUACCGCACAGGAAGUAUCCAUAAAAGCACAGGUUUAUUAGUCAUAAAUAAAUCAACAUGUAGCAGACUGAAUCAUCUCACAGAUCCCACAUUAUUGUGUAUAUCCAAUAAGAUAAAAUGCAAAGCAAACAGCCACCAGUACCUGUAUCUGUGGGGUUUAGAGAGGGGAGACUAGAUAAAAUGCUGAUGAGCUGGAUGAAGACAUCCUAAGGCAGCAUUUCCCAAUUGGUGUUUGUGAAACAAAAUGGCUGCGAGGGAGCAUUUCCCCAGCUCAGCUCCCUCGUGUGCACAGCAGUGAUGCCGGAGCUGGAAUAUGAUGUCACUCCGGCAUCACUAAGAGGCGCGCGAGGGAGCUGAGCUAGAAAAUCCCUGCACGGCAGCCCCACUGCAUGCCAGCCGCUCAGCAGCCCCACUAGACAAAUGGAGGUCAUUUUAGUUACUCCAAUGGCCAUUGGAGGGAAUGCCCGUCUGCCAACGUAAAGGCAGACCCCCCUAAGCGGGUCCUACACUGACCCUUCACCUUGCUUCCUUGAGCUUCUGGCAAAGAGAUCUCCACUGAGACAGAGAGGGGUGUUUUUUUAUAUACACCCCUAUAUACUUAUUAACCAUUAAUAGGGAACACAUGGGAUGGGCGGCUGCAUUGUAACAAAGCUGUGUGAUACAAAAAGUGAAUACAAAUACAGAAAGAUAAGUCCUGCGCUCACUCCCAUCACUCCUGGGCGGGAGCAAUGACCACAGUACACAUCAGCCCCAAUAUAUAGUUAAAAACCAAAGCGAAAAAGUUACCUGCGCUCUCCUUACUCCUUAUGUAUAUUUAGACAAAUGGAGGUAAUUUAGUUACUCCAAUGGCCAUUGGAGGGAAUGCCCGCCUGCCAACGUCAAGGCAGACCCCCCUAAGCGGGUCCCCCCUAAGGUUUGUGUCACUGUGUGUAUAUAUGUGUAUAUAUAUGUAUGUAUAUAUAUAUGUGUGUGUGUGUGUGUGUGUGUGUGUGUGUGUGUGUGUGUGUGUGUGUAUAUAUAUAUAUAUUUUAUAUGUGUGUUUGUAUGUGCCUAUGUGUGUGUACAUGACUGUGUGUAUCUGAAUGUAUGUAUGUAUCUGUGUGUCAGAUACACACACAAACACAGAUACAUACAUACAUACAUACAUACAUACAUACACACACACACACACACACACACACACGGUUUCAAGGUGUGUGUAUAUCUGUGUGCUGCUAUGUGCCAGGGUUUGUGUAUCUGUGUGUCACACACACACACCGGCACAUACAAAAACCGGCAGUUUGUUAUAUUUUACUGAGGGAGGGGAAGGUUCCACGAUGUUGAUACACUGUCAAAGGGUCCCACGGGAAAAAUGAAUUGGGAACCCCUGUCCUAAGGGGCUGAACAUGUUUCACGUUUCUUGUUUGUUUAGAAUAUCUGAUUUUGCUGUGUAAGCCUUAAAUAGCUGGUGAACAUUUUAUUGUAGAUCUCGAAGUAUUGCUUAUUUAUAUUAAAUAAAUCUAAGACACUGAUGCAGUCCUUCAGUGUGCUGGGCCCAGGCAGCAAUCAGGUUAAUGUUAGACGUGGGACAUUCCUGGGAGUGCCUCCAGUUUAUUUAAAAAAAAAACUGCUAUGUUGAUAAGAAGGAAAAAUGCAAAUACAUUGCCAGUUUGUGGCUUACAUUAAUUCUUAAUCUGAAACCAUUGUAGCAUUGGUACUGCUUGUGAUCUGUAGCCAGUGCCGAUGUCCUGUAGCUGGGUAUGAAAAGCCACAAAAUGACCCCUGUGUAAUUUGGUAAUCAAAUGUAUUCCAGAAUGAGUUGGUUUCUGGUUUUUGGAUCCAUCUAUGGUACAGACAUUUUCUGUCAAAGUCUCUAGAAGAAAAAUAAAAGGAAUGGUAUAGGCCCAGAAUUAGGGUUAAGGCAUAGGGUAUGAAAUCAGAAGCACAAAUGAAAGGAAAACACCAGGCAAAUACCAGGGGGUUAUAUAAGAACUGAUUUUGUUUAUAUACCAUUAGAAAUACAUAGUUUACAUUACAGCUUAGGUACACCUCCACUAGCCACUCCUCAGAUGACUGCUAGAAGUGAUUCCUGGGGCAGUGCUGCACACUUAAGUACUGCCAUUCAGUGUCUCCACACUCUGCAUGCAGACACUGAACUUUUCUCAUGGAGAUGCAUUGAUACAAUGCAUCCCAAUGAGGAGAUGCAAAAUGGCAAUUGCUGUGUUUGGCUUGUGCUGGUUCUGCCCCUGAUCUGCCUGUUUGACAGUCUCAGCCAAUCCUAUGGGGGAAGCAUUGUGAUUGGCUCACAGAAUCACUUCUGAUGAUGUCCGCUGUAAGCAGGGCAGAGGCAGAAGCUGCAAACCUGACUACAAGUAAGAUUUUACUAUAUUUAGAGAGGCCCGAGGGAUAGACGGUUAAACACAAUAGGGUCAGGAAUACAUGUUUGUGUUCCUGACCCUAUAGUGUUUAAUCACCAAUGGUUGGAGAACAAAUUCAAUAGAUCUUCAGAAUGAGACUGUUCUUUAGGUGGCCCCUCACUUAAAGGGACACUAUAGUCACCAGAACAACUACAGCUUAUUGAAUUUGCUCUGGUGAGUAGAAUCAUUUACCUUCAGGAUUUUUGCUAUAAACACUAUCUUUUCAGAGAAAAUGUAGUGUUUAUAUUACAGUCUAGUGAUAACUUAACUGGCCACUCCUCAGACGGUUGUUAGAGGGCCUUCCUGGUUCAUGGCUGCCUAAAAUGCAUCCAAACAUUCAGUGUCUCCUCCCUCUGUAUGCCGACACUGAACUUUCUUCAUAGAGAUUCAUUGAUUCAAUUCAUCUCUAUGAGGAGAUGCUGAUUGGCCAGGGCUGUGUUUGAAUUGUGCUGGCUCUGCCUCUUUGUCAGUCUCCGCCAAUCCUAUGGGGAAGCAUUGUAAUUGGAUCAGAAUACCACUUCUGCUGAUGUCACCAGGCAGUGGGCAGGUCUAAAAGGAAACAGGCACAAAGUAAGCAGCUGCAGACUUGAAUACAAGUAAGUUUUGCUAUUUUUAGGGAGGCAUGAGGGGACCAGGGGGGCACGAUGGUGGUUUUAACCCUAUAGGGUCAGGAAUACAUGUUUGUGUUCCUGACCCUAUAGUGAUCCUUUAACUUUUUCCGAUUGUUUCCUCUUCAUUCCUUGUGCAGAAUCUGUUCUUAAUUUCUGAUCUAUUUCUAACCCCUUAAGGACACAUGACGUGUGACAUGUCAUGAUUCCCUUUUAUUCAAGAAGUUUGGUCCUUAAGGGGUUAAAUGCAGGGGCUACUUUACUGCUACGAUGUUUUACUUUAUCCCAUUUUAUUUUCCCUACGCCUGACCAAUCUUGACAAAGGGUGGAGCUUAUGGCAAGCUCCACUAUCUUGAUAAAGGAAGUGAACUAGUCUUAUGCCUUAAGCUCCGUCCUUUAUUACAAUAUGUCAGGGGUAGGAAAAUUGCAUAAAACAAAGUAGUCUCCCUACAUUGUCUUAUGUUUUCAAACAGAAAUAGAUCAGAAAAGAAGAAAAGAUUCUGAAAGAGGAAGAGAUGAGAUGAAAGGGAAGUUUGAGGUGACACAGACAUUUUAAGAUCUUGUUCUGAACUUAGUAUUUUUAUUUAUAACUCUUUUGCUGUAAACAAGUGCAUGUUAUCUCUGCAGUCACAGGUUUGAUUAACUUGGAUUAAAAUAAUUCCCCAGUCACCAUAAAAACUUCUAAAUUACCUUCUUUAUGAAUGGGGAGCUACUUGCUGAGUGUCUGCUAUAGCCAUGUAGCGACACUCCAUGCUUCUUAUAACUCAGAUUCAAGAUUGACGCUCUCAGCCUAGGAUGCAGGACCAGCUGUGGAGACAGGAGCACUGCUGGGACAAAAUACCUUUUUUACUCCUUAACAGGGAAGUGAGGGAUCACUAUAAAAAAUAAAUAGAAAUAUUUAUAUCUCUACUAUGUAUAAUUUUUUUUGUUUUUUUUUUUCAAAUUUGUAUUUUAUUAUAUCUUCAAUAUGUGGUCAGGGGUACAGAAGGAAAAAAGGGUAUGUUAGCGGGGGGAUACAGGGUUACAGUAUUUGACAUAAACAUCGCGUUCACAGAAUUUGCGGAACCUGGGUGAGUACAUGGGGGGAUUGGUACAUGCAUGCAUUUUGUCAUAGUAACUUAAGUACAUGUGUAGGCUGUUAAUUCGUUGGGUGGUAUACGCUAUCGCCUAAGUGUCCAUGCGGUUGGCUCAGGGUGGGAGCUAUACCAGUGAAUCCUCUCGUAGCCAUGGUUGUGUGCAUGAAUAGUCUGCUCAGUCGACAUAGUUAUGAUUGUAGGCUGUAUAGCCUAUGAUGGUUCGUGCACUAGUUAGUCCCAGGUGUGCGGGUUAGGAAGUACCGGAGUUAUGCCUCAUUUUGAUGAGUAUGUUGGUGUAUCAGUAGGUAGCCCUAGUGGUAGGGUGCAAACUUGGUAGGGGACGGGGGGGGAAAGGCCAGUAGGGCCCGGAGGAGGGGGCGGGGGUGAAGAAGGGGAGUAGGGGAGUGAUGGAGAGUACUGAUAGAAUGUGGUAUAAGCAUUGUUCAUGUCCUGUAUGAGUCUUGCCCUCAUUGGAGAACAGGGUCUGGCCCGGGUAUACCUCCCUCCUUGUCCACCGCCCCCUCCCAAUUCCCCCAACCCAUAUCGAAUGCCAGUUUUUUGGGGGGGGAUAUUAUUGCCAUUCUUUCGUAGGUUUUGUAUUGGGUGAGUUUGGUUUGAAGUUGGGCUAAGGAUGGGCAGGUCUGUGAUUUCCAAUGUAGUGCUAGCAAGUUUCUUGCCGCCAGUAUUGUAAGGGCUGCAAUCUGUUUUUGUAUUAGGGUGAGGUUAGUUGGGAGUAGGAGCAGGAGGCAUGAUUUUUUUGACAGUUGGAAUUUAGGGAUGUGAAGUUGGUCUAGUGUCUGUGAUACAGCGGUCCAAAGUGGUUGGAUACUACCGCAAGACCACCAUAAGUGUUCCAAGGUCCCUGCAGUUGCGUUGCACCGCCAGCAAGUGUUGGGCGUAUUGGGGUAUAUACGGUGGAGUCUCUGUGGUGUCAUAUACCAACGGUAGAGGAGUUUUUUGUGGGCCUCGAUAUGUGUGUAGCACUUGGUCCAUUUAGAGAGACCGUUGAGGGCGCGUAGCCAGUCGUAGUCUCAGUGCUGUCCCGCAGUCUGUCUCCCAGUGGAGUUUGUAGGGGUGUGAUGUGGGUGUUGAGAGUUCCUGCCAUGCCUUGUAACAUAGUGUGAGUGCUUUGGGUUUUGUGGGUGCCACCCAACAUCUGUCUAGGAGUAAGUGGGAGGCGAGUCUAGUCGCAGUUGGCGUUGGAUGUAUUGGGGGUGUGUGUGUUUGAAUCACGCUUUUUAGUUGUAGAUAGGAAAAGAUAGCCCUGUUUGGGAGUUGCCACUUCGUUUGUAGUAUUGGUAAUGGUAGUACGCCUUUGGCGUCCAAUAGCUGUGAUAUUGUUGCCACUCCCGCCGCAUUCCAGUCUUUGAGGGGAAUGUUAGGUACUAUUAUUCUCAGGACUGAGAGUGGAGAUUUUGUGUGUAGUGUAUCCUUAUGACCUAUUGUCUCCAUAAAGGUGUCCCAUAUGGAUAUUGUAAGUUGUGUGGUUGGGAACAGGUCUGUGCGCUUAAUUCUAAACUUCCUUGGUGUCCAUAGGUAGUCGGUUAGAGACAUGCUUGCAAAUUGUGCUCUUUCCAUGUCUACCCAUUGUAGUGUGCCUGAUGUGGCAUGAAGGAGUAUGCCUGUGGAGAGGAUCGCUGCUCUAUGGUAUUGUCUCAGGUUUGGGAGACCCACUCCUCCAUGUCGUGGGGCAGUCUGAAGGAGUGCUAGGGACACCCGGGGUCUUUUCCCGCUCCAAAUAUACGCGCUACAUAAUUUUUGUAGUGCCUUACAAAAUUGGGGCGUGAUCCCUAAUGGUAUCAUCCUAAAGAUAUAAAGGAUACGUGGGAGGAUCAUCAUUUUGUACGUGUUAAUUCUUCCCAACCAUGAGAUUUUUGCGUGUUUCCAUCUGUUCAUUUCCGCUUUACAUAGUGUAAUUAGAGGUUUGUAGUUUAGUUGUGAAGUGGCAGAAAUCGUGGGCGCUAUCUUUAUUCCCAGGUAUGUGAGGGAGUGUGAUUUCCAGUCGAACUGGUAUGAGGUCUGGAGUGUGUCUAACAAGGGUUUGGGCAAGUUUAUUGGUAGAGCUUGGGUUUUGUCUUGGUUGAGGCGGUAGUAAGAAAUAUUGCCAAAUUCCUGUAGGAGGUUCAACAGGGGGGGCAGAGAAUUUUGUGGAUCCGACAAUGCUAUAAAUAUGUCGUCGGCAAACAAAGCUAGGCUGUACAUUUUGUUGCGGAUAUUGACUCCUAGUAUCUCGGGGUGUGUUUGGAUCUUUUGUGCCAGGGGUUCUAGAGCAAGUAUGUACAGUAGGGGCGAUAAAGGGCAUCCCUGGCGGGUGCCAUUGGUGAUGGAGAAUGCCGUAGAGAGGAACCCUCCAUGCGAUACUUUUGCUGCUGGACGGUGGUAUAAAGCCAUGAUGCUAUUUAUGGUAGAUUCUGGAAAGUUAAAUUGUGCCAGUACUUUUGUCAUAUAGGCCCAAUUUAGACGAUCAAAGGCCUUCUCCGCGUCUAGGGCGAGGAGGAGGCCUGAUGAUCUGUUGGACUCCAGUGUGGAGAUCAUGUUUAAUAUUUUUCUGGUGUUGUCUGAGCCUUGGCGGCCCCUGAUGAACCCAGAUUGGUCAUUGUGGAUUAUUUUAUGCAGGAGGGGGGCGAGACGGUUGCUGAGGAGCUUCGCGUAUAGCUUGGCAUCUCCAUUUAGGAGGGAUAUAGGCCGGAAGUUUUUGCAUUGUGUAGGGGGUUUGCCUGGUUUGGGAAGAGUGGAGAUAUGUGCCAAGAGCAUUUCUUCUGGGAGCGCACCUGUUGUAGCGCAUUUGUUAACUAAUUGGAGGAGCAGUGGUGCUAUGGUUGGUGAGAAAGUUUUAUAGUAUUCAUUUGUUAAGCCAUCAGGGCCCGGUGAUUUGUGUGCUGGGAGUUGAGAGAUGGCUUCCGUGAGUUCGUCUAGAGAGAAGGGUCUUGUUAGGGGUGCUAGGUCGUCUUCUGUCAGUUUGGGGAGAUCUAAGGCAGCUAGAAAGUCAUCUAUUGUGUCUGGGGUCGGUAUGUGUACCUUGGGGUCCCGGUUGAGGUUGUAUAAUUCGCCGUAGUAUUGAGCGAAUUGGUCUACAAUAUUUUGGGGGUUCGUUACUUUUAUGCCCUUGGGGUUGUUUAGGAAGGCGAUUCUGGAGGCGACAUUCCUCUUUUUCAGUUGUGAUGCCAAUAGUGCACCAGCUUUGUUGCCACUCGUAAAGAAAUUGUUUCAAUUUCCUGAGUAGGUAAGUUGUUUUGGCUAGCUCAAUGUUGUUCAGUUUGUUGUGGAGGGCUAAGAGUUUUGUUUUUGUGGUUGGUUUUGGGUCUCUUUUGUUUGAAUGUGUUAGAGUUCGGAUUUCUUCCAAGAGAUUGGUGUAUUCGGCCAUUCUCUGCUUUUUAGCAUAGCUGGCAUGUUUUAUAAAACUGCCUCGUAUGACCGCCUUAUGUGCUAGCCAAAUGUGUUCGAUUGCAGAGUCAGCGGUCGUGUUUUCUGCUAUAUAGUGUUGUAGAUCUGUCGUGAUCUGGGAUACUAUUGCUGGGUCUGCUAAAAGAGAUUCAUUAAGUCUCCAGGAGCCAGAUCCUUUAUUGUUAAACGCUUCUGUAAUGCUAAGUGUAAUGGGAGCAUGGUCUGACCACGUCAUUACCCCAAUUGUUGCUCCUUCUAUUUGGGCCAUCAACGUGGUGGGUAUGUGGAAUCUAUCUAUCCGAGAAUAGCUGUUGUGGGCUGCUGUAUAGCAUGUGUGAUCUAUAUCUGUGGGAUGUAGAAUGCGCCAUGGGUCUACCAUGCGAGCUGCAGUCAGUGUGGAGCAUAUUUUUGUGGUUAACGUGGUUCUGUGUCUGAGUGUGCAAUUCUUGAUUUGGGCUGUGGUGGAGGAGUCUAAUCUGCUAUCUAAUAGGCAGUUCAUGUCGCCUCCAAUAAUCACCUCCCCGUGUCUAUACAUAUCAGUUAGAGCUAAGAUCAUUUGCAAGAACUCGUUUUGGUUUUCGUUAGGGCUAUAUACAUUAAUCAGAGUAUACGGUGCAUUAUUCAACAUACAUUGUAAAAUUAAAUAUCGACCUUUUUUGUCACAUAUUUUCCUAACUAAGGAGAAGGCCACAUCUUUGCUGAUCAUUGUGGAGACUCCUCUUUUCUUCGCUGAAUAACAUGUAUGAAAGUCGUGAGGGUACCAUUUUGAGGUAAAUUUGGGUCUAGAGUUCCAUUUAAAAUGGGUCUCUUGGAAAAAUGCCACUUGUGCCCCACAUUUUUUCGCCUCUUACAAGGCUAGCCUCCGUUUAUUAGGGGAGUUAAGCCCUUUGGCGUUUAGGGACAUAAGCUUAAUCACCAUCUUUCCAGCGUGGUGGAUGCUGUGGCAGGGGUUUGUGUUUCUUAAUCGAGCUAUUGGUUACUUUAGCUCGGCGGUCUCGAAGGAAACCUGUGGGGUUUGUAUACUUGGGGGAUCUAGGUAGUUUGCAACCGUGUGUAUUAGUUAUGCUGAGUUUGCGGAGUACUCUCAGUGGGGGGGUGGUGUGGAGGAGAUAGGGAGAACAGGGGGAGAAACUAUAUACAAAAUUCCGUAAGUCACGGUUUGGUGACAUUUGGUUGCCUAAAGCAACGGAAAAGUUGGAUUACUAGAACCUCGGGGGUGUACCACACUGAUGUGGUAACUGGAUCCCUAUGUGUAGGGUAUCAACAAUAACUUGGGUCGAAUGUAGUGCCGUCGGGUAUUGCUCACCCGUUGCGGCUAGGCCUGUGGCCUUUGGUUAAACCCUUAAUGGGUAUCUUAGGUGAACUUGCAUUAUAACAUUUAACAAAACAGUAUAAACCUGUACGUUCAGUUCAUUCAGUGGGAGGCAUGAUGCGGCUCUGGCCCCGGAUCAUUCAGGUCGGUGACUUGUUCGAGUCCAUGCGUGCCUGUGGGGCCCUGUGGAUUCGUGACCAGUCUUUGGACAACGCCUUUGGUGCAUGGGCCGGUGUUUGUUUCUUCCUGGGGCUAGUAGGUAGGAGGGGUAUAUUCCAUUCUUGCAGCGCCUUUUUGCCGUCUUCUGGAGUCAGGAUAGGCUUGUCCACGCCAUUUCUUUUAAUUAGUAGCUUCGUAGGAAAGCCCCACUUGUAGGAGAUAUCUGCGUUACGCAGUGCUUCUGUGAUCGGUGCGAAGGCUCGGCGUUUGAGCAUGGUCGCUGAGGAGAGAUCAGUGAACAGCUUGAUAUCUUUAUACAAUUCUGGCCAUUUGGUUAUGGUUCUGGAAGUCUGCAUAAUUCUGUCCUUGACAGUGAAGUGGUGUACUCUCGUGAUCGUGUCUCUUGCAGUGUCUGGUGGGAGAUGCUUGGGUUUCGGUAGUCUGUGGGUCCUGUCCAGGAUCAAGUCGAAUUCAGACAAAGAGGGGAUCAGAGUUUUAAACAGGUCUUUGACAUACCUGGAUAGGUCUUGUUGUGAAAUGGCCUCUGGUAUACCCCUUAUACGGAUAUUAUUCCGUCUGCUCCUGUCUUCUUGAUCGGCCACCUUCUCUUCUAAGGAUUUAAGUUUGCGCUCCAAGUCUGUGUAGGCCUCUGUUAUUGUGUUAUGUGCCUCCACCAGCUCGUCUGCCCUGUCUUCCAGGCGUGCGGUGCGCUCUCCCAUACUCUGUAUGUCUGCCUUGAUGUCAGCGGUCAUCUGAAGGAGGUCAGCCUUAAAUGAGGUGUGGAGCUCCUGCAUAAUUAGCCUGAUUGAGGCAUCUGUUGCAGGAUUGCUGUGCUCUGACAGGCAGUCUCCUGUGUCAGUGCUGUGUGCAGGCGAGUGCCGUCCGUCGGCGCCAUCUUGGAUUUUCGGCUCCGCGGUUUGUGACCGUUCUAAGUGGGGAUUGAGGGUUUUUUGUUUAAAUUUUUUGGUCGCCAUCAGGGAUAGGGGUGUUCACCUGAGUGUGCAGAGGUUUAUCGCUCGUUUCUAGGGGUUUUCCACGCUGUUGAAGCCGCUUUAUUGCCGCGGGUCGGGAGAGCACCGUUCCUGCACGUCCGCUCACAUGCGCGGUCAGGACACGCCCCCCCAUUUUUUUUGUUUUUUAUUUAUCCACCCUGUUGUUUGCUAGUCUAGGCUCCGGCCCUCCAGAUGUUACUGAACUACAACUCCAAUGAUUCUAUGAAUAAAAUAGGCUGAGAACCAUGGGAGUUGUAGUUAAGCAACAUCUAGGGGGCCGGCGUUUGGGGAAGCCCUAGCCCGUGACUUCUACUAUGCAACACAUUACUGCUUCCUGGGUUGGUUUGAGAAUUCAGAAUAUUUUCCUUGACCUGCUUAUUGUUGCAAGGGUGCAUACCUGUUCAGCUUUCAUUGGAAAUGGAUUCCACUUACUUCUCCCUUUCAGUCCCACUAGGUGUUCAGUGUCACAGUCUAAAGUAUGAUGUGACUUCAUGUCCUGUCACCCUGACUCCUCUCCGCAUGUGCACCUAUCCUAUUGUUUCUGUCACCAUGUAAUGCAUAAUCUGCUUGCUUCCUGCGUUAGACCUGAGCCCAGCAUUGCAUGCCUGAAUGUUGACCGACUAAGGAUUACAUCUGAAAAGGUCUUGCUGGUAGUGUCAGGUUGCAGUUUGCCUGUUUUCCCACCGUGUUGCACUAUCUCUUGUCGAACUAAAAUCUGUUUUGAAGUAUAUUGCCCCUUUUAUUAAUUUCUCGAACAUUUAAUCCACUUAAUUCAUAAUUUAAAAAGUCCCCCUUCCCAUUGUGGCUUUGUUAAUUAAGAUCACUGCUGCAUGCUAAGAUUACGGUAAGCAAGCACAACAUGCCCACCACCAAAAAAGAAAGAUGGCAGUGUUGUCAUGGCGAUCUGUUUGUAUUUGAGACAACUUUGAAUUACACAGAGCUGUCUAUGUGGAAGAAGAGACAUGAGAUAAAACGUGGCAUCUGAUAACUCAUGAGGAAUGAUUCAGACUACUCCGUUUAAAGGGACACUGUAAAGGCCAAAACCUCUACAGCGUCUGAGAAAAGGUAUUGUUUACUUUGCUUUCUAAGAUUUCGUUAAUGGCUGUCACUCAGAAAGCUACUAGAGGGGUUUUCUGGUGGAGGAGAUGCUGAUUAACGCGAAUGAUCUCAGCCAGGCAAGAAGCGCAGGUGGCGGCAAGACAAAAGCUACAGGGGUCUUAAAUUGAACCUGCUAUGAGUAAUUUAACUUCCUUGUAAUCGCUCCCAUAUACAUUGAGUACACCGUAUGUCACAAAGAUGCAUGUUGUAUUCAAUGUAAAAUAUAAAGAUUUACUCCCUUUCAGUGCUGCUUCAUGGGUGUUGCUCUUUGUGUAACUCCCACCUCCUGACUGUCCUGCACUCCGCCUCAGUACUUCUUUGAUUUGCCCUGCUUGGGACCCAUCCCCAAGCAGGCCAAAUCUCAUCAGUGACGUCGGCAUGCUGGCUUUGUUGCUGGUGUCGUAACGGAGUGACGUCCCGUCACUGUGUUCAUAUACUCGGUAGCAAGCGCUUGCUAGUUGGUUUCCUUGGCAACCGCAGCGCCUUCUCCAGGGGGAGGUCUUUUCUGCUCUCUCGUCAGUAAUUACCUCUCUCAGAAAGCCAAUGCAUUGACUGACAACUGGGAGAAAAAUCUAAAUCUUGUUUCUCCUAAUCUAUACAUUUAGGAUUUCAUACAAAACUGCUAGCACAAUGUUUAAAAUCUUAUGCGCAGUCAAAUAAAUUGUUUGGAGCAUGACACAUGCUUUAAAGGGACACUAUAGUCACCAGAACAACUACAGCUUAUUGCAUUUGUUCUGGUGAGUAUAAUCAUUACCUUCAGGCUUUUUGCUGUAAACACUGUCUUUUCAGAGAAAAUGCAAUGUUUACAUUACAGCCUAGGAAUAUCUUCACCUCUCCUCAAAUUACUUUUAGAGGUGCUUCCUGGGGCAAUGCUCCACACUGUGCAGUACUGCUAUUCAGUGUCUCAACCCUCUGGAUCCAGACACUGAACUUUCCUCAUAGAGAUGCAUUGAUUCAAUACAUCUCUAUUAGGAGAUGCUGAUUUGGCAAGGGCUGUGUUUGGCUUGUACUGGCUCUGCCCCUGAUCUGCCUCCUUAACAAGCUCAGACAAUCCUAUGGGGAAGCAUUGUGAUUGGCUGAGAGCAUCACUUCUGAUGAUCUCACCUGUAAGCAGCAGCUGCAGACUUGAAUACAAGUAAGAUUUUUUUUUUUUUUUUAAACUAUCUUUAGGGAGGCAAGGGGGCCCAGGGGAGGCUAGAUGGUGGUUUUAACACUAUAGGGUCAUAAAUACAUGUUUGUGUUCUUGACCCAAUAGUGUUCCUUUAAUGUAAGAAAGCUUUAUUUUAUUCAAGGGGAGCCCUUAUUCUAAAUAGUUAGUAUGACACUCUAACAUUAGGAAUAUAAAUAUGUAUUCCUAAUGUUAGUGUUUCUUUAGUAUAUUGUCCUAUGCUUUAACAGUAACAGUCCAUCUUUUUUUUCAAAGAAAAGUAAAAUAAAUAUAUUAGCAUAAUAAUAAUAAUUUAUUAUUAUUAUUAUUAUUAUUAAGAAGUAAUUGCAGAAUUAUGAAACGGGUGGGCUUGUUUAUAAAGUGUAGUUUUAUGUCCAAACCGUAAAAGUGGACUGUAACGGAUCGACUGGGUACCUCCGUUAAAAGAUGCUCCUAGCGUUUCCUGAGGUCUCCAAGCACUCUGGCAGACACCACAAUCACUGAACUGGAGAAGCAUAUGAAUGUUGUAUACAGCCGAAUAGGAAAAAACAUGCAAAUAGGUUUACACUCCUAGCAGUCAAACUGGAACAGCAUACAAUAAAUCCUCCCCCAAUAAUGAGAUGACACUUCACUUUGAGGGUUAAGCAGGAACUCCACUGUAAUGGCCACAUACUGGCUUUUAUGCAAGUCCCCAUGCAAGGGGACAUCCCACAGGGUGGGACACAGUACAACCAAUCAUUUACAGGAGAACAGUAAAACACACCCAGCACAAACCUACAUCCCUCCCCUCUGCCUGUGAUAUAAUUACUGAACACAAUGGGUUAAUGUAAUUUAUCACAGGCAGGAAAAAUACACUUUUUAUACAUACACUGUAACUUUAAAAAUAUGCAUCAUAUUCACAUAAAACAUACAUUCAGAAUCGGCAUACUUUAAAUAUAAACAUAACCAAAAUUCAGCCAAUUCCAUCCAGGGGUUUAAAAGUUAAAGGAAAGUCCUAUUUGACCAAAUUAAGCAUGGCUUUUCUGCCCAAAACCAGUUCCACAGAGUCUUCUAUCCUGGAGAUAAUUGGGAAGUAAUCCAAUGAUCUCCAAGGACAGAGGCAAAACUCCAUUAGCCAUAUGGCAGACAAAGGACAAUAAAAGACAUAAAAAUACAUACGGUUACAUUUAUCACAUAGAACAUACACAUUCUACCUAUCCCCAGAUAGCUUAGAUCUGAGCGCACAUUAUUACCGGAUGGUGCUCAGAUCACAUACAUACAGUUCAAUCGCCAUGGAGCUUUCACUAUACGGCUGAGCUCCAUGGCAUAGCUAUCUGGGGUAGCAUGGCUUUAACAGUCCGCAGAAAGGUACGAAUAAACCUUUCUGCAGGUAAAAUAAGUUUCAAAUGCAGGACCAUAGUCUAAAGGGAGCAGGCGAGCAACCAGGACAGUGGACAGUGGCGAGGUUGGUCCCGCCACAUGGGCCAACUAGUAUGAACCUUGUUUUUGUACAAAUACUUCAAGUGUCACAUAACUGAAAUUGCUUGGAGCCUUGGACAGCAGUGAUUGAGUAUAAGCAGUAUUGUAAUUGUGUAAUCUACGCUCAUGUAGUGUAGUCUGCUGUGCAGGCAAUGUGUUACUUGGCAAUAUUAUUUCAUGGUGCUUGUAGAGCAUAGAGAAGUCUGCUGAAUUUGUAACCUGUUUGAACUAUUGCUUUUAAGGCAGACUCAAGGGCGAUUUAAGGGCAGUGCCUCAUAUUUGAAGGCAGAUUUACUCACUCUAGCUUGUUAACAGUGUGUGUGGCUAUAAUGUGAACUCAGCUUGCCUGUCCCACUAGUCUCGGUCUAGUUACGGUACAUUCACCUGUCAAGCACCUUGUCACACACUACCAACCACUUAACAUUCCAUGACACAUUCACAUACCUCCACCCAACUAGAUAACUUGAUAAUGUUUGUGAGUAAUGGUUACAUUUUGUGCUAUGAAAGCAAGCUGCAUUUGAUGAUCCUAAUACUAUUUAUAUAGCAGACUACAGUGUUCCAUGUGUAACCUGUUUAAUAGUAAAGUCUGCUAUGCAAGUAGUGCGUGUGGCUGUUAAUCAGUAACAUGCUAUCACACUUGUUCUGCAAUAUAUACAUAGGAUAGCCAGGCUCUAUACAGCAGUGACAGAUGUUCUUAAAAUUACUGUAUGUGCUUUUAAAUGCAGAAUCAAAUAUACCCUUUUUCAGUACUCAGGCAGCCAUAUUUACAUCUGGCAGCAAAUUCCCUUUUUUGCUUUUUGGAUUAAAUAAGGUUUGUUUACAUACUCUGGUGUCGUUUACAUCCAGUAGCUAACUGCUUGAAAUUUACUUAAAAUUUUACUUGUAUUUUGCCUGAUCCCUUGAGUUAUUUGGAUGAUCUGUCCAUGUUAUCUCUUCAGCCCAGAGUUUUUCCGACUUUGGUAGUAAUAGUGGCAGCACCCUUCGCAUUUCCACAUGGGUGACUGUUUUAGAGCUCUCUGCCCACUAAUUUAUGUGGUUAAUCUCUACCGUUGCAUCUAGUGUGACUGGAUACCCAGCAUCUGUCUCAGACUUCGUAGUGGAGGGUGCUGUGACUGUUAUCUCUCUUCAUGGAUCUUGUAAUUAUUUAUGUAUUUAUUUUGUUUUUGUUUUUUUGUUUGUUUUUUUUCUCAUCUACCUCGCAUUAUCUAGUCCAUUGUUAUUUAUUUUAUCAUUCUAUUUACUGUGGGAUAUUUUGAGGUGUUCUAUAUAAUAAACACCUAUUUUAUGUCUGUUAACAUUUGACAACUUAGUGGAUCUUCGCUUAAUUUUUUUUUAUUUGUAGAUCCUUACCUAACACAGUAUCGCAUAGGGGAUAUUGUCUUGUAAAAAUAUUUUAUACUUUGCAGCAUUGAGAAAUAACACUGUAUUUUAUAUUCUAUCUAACCUGAGUUUUUGUUGCGUUUGGAGAUGAGUAUUUCAACUUGAAUUUUAUUUUUGGUGCGCUCACAUGUCAAUUUAACGUGCAAGAAAUAUUGGUUUAAAGAAAGAAGAAAAAAAAAAAACUAAAUUGGGUAAAAGGAACAUCACUGAAUUAGCUACUAUAUGUAAAUACAGUUUAUGCGCAAAAAUCACUUAAUUGAUCAUUACCCCUAACUGUGAGUUUUGCUACAAGGUGUAAAGAAGGCUGCCUAUUUGUUAGUGUGUCAAUGUGCCUUUAGCUUGCAGCAUAUUCCAUCAUAACGUUAAUGGUCAGGGUCCGUAACCAGCACUUGUCAUUUGAAAGGAGCCAUUGAAUCAUUUGGUUGCAUAUCAUUCUGCAUAUCCUGUCCUACAUUAAACUGUUUUGUUUGUGGUAUGUUUAAACUUGGAUUUGCAUAGUGUCUGCCACACUGAAAGGGCCAAUGUUGCAUGAUCUAAGCAGCUGCAGAGGUAUAAUGAUGUAAAGGAGCAAUAGCUCAGAACAUUUUAUGGAUAUAGUUUGCUUUUUAUACUUGGUGACUUUAGAAGUGAACAUAUGGAUUUCUUUGCAGGCUGCAGAGACUGCCAACCUUGAGGAGCACUUUAAAGAAUGGGGUGAUGUUAUUUUGGUUGCUGACCGUGUCCUUCGUUGGGAGAAGCCGUGGUUUCCUGCCAUUGUGAUGGGAGCAGUUUCUCUUGUGUUUAUGUAAGUAAUGCUGUUUUGAUCUUAAUUCUUUAAUUCAAGUUUUCACAAGUUUAACCCCCUUAAGGACACAUGACGGAAAUAUUCCGUCAUGAUUCCCUUUUAUUCCAGAAGUUGUGUCCUUAAGGGGUUAAUAGGACAUUCUAGGCCAGUGAUUGCCAACCUAUGGCACAUGUGCUACAACACUCCUGUGGGUUUCGAUACUCAGGCAUUCAGCGCAAUGAACAGGAUUCUAAGCAUGUGCUCUGAUACCCUCACUGAGUGCCAGACUAGGAGAGGUGCAGAUCAUGCACUCUACAACUGGACCGUCAGGGAAUUCUUAUUAAGCUCACUGGACCACAAGGUAUUUAUUAUUAACCACCACCGAUAAAAAGGUAAUUAACUCCCACUGGCCCACCAGGGAAGUUGGCCUCCUCAAAAAAAGCAGGAGAGGGGACAAAACAUUUUUUCAAUUUGUAUUUUAUUAAUGCAAUUAAAGUGGUUCCUUCACCCCAAACUUGCCCAUUUCCCAUUGUUUCUUCUUCCCUUCCUCUUUCAGAAUCUGUUCUGUUUUUCAUCUAUUUCUCUUUAACUUUAUGCAUUUUCCUACACGUCAACACUUGACAAACGGUGGAGCUUAAGGCAAGCUUGAUUUCCUUUGUCAAAAUAACUUUUCCCACAAUACUUACCUUUCUAUCCAGUCCUUCCAUUGUAACAUUGUGAGACCACCUCGCAUCACUUUCAAUCUGGACUCCAUUUAACAUGUGCAGGAAUUAGAUCCCGUUGCAUACGCUGGGAAGAUGAAGGCAGAGUCCCUACUGUUAUGUCACUACUACAGCCACUAGUGGCUUCUAACAAAAUGAGUUCUUUAAUCUGUCUGAAGUUUGGUGUCUGCAUGUAAAGUGUACUGACUCUGGUUUUGGUCUGUGAGUCCAAUACUUUUCUUUGAGAAGCAUUGAGGAAAAACUUCUCUUGGUUUUGGAGACAUUCCUGACUGUUCGACCUUCUCUCAAUUUUAUUAUGUCUCCAGAACCCAUUGAUGUCAUUAUUUUUAUUAUAGUAUCAUCAUGUUUCUGUGUCUUAAUUUUUUACAAUAUAUAAUAUUGUUUCAUUUCUUUUCUCGCAUUAUCUAUAUAAUACAUUCAAAAAAUUAAAUAUAUAUAUAUAUAUAUAUAUAUAUAUAUACUAUAACAUUUAUCUAUCUAGGUCAGCACCAUCCUGGACAAGUAACAUUAUGCCCAAUAUUCUUUAAGGUCAAAGUGACUGUUGCUCUUUAAGAAGACAUACAGAAUUAUUCAGAAAGCCAUACUUGCCCCCAUAAUGAUAUAUAUUCCUCUAAAGUUCAUUGCACAAUAUUCUUUAAUACUUCAAGUCUUUGUAUGGUAAAGAUUAUUUUAAAAUGUAAAUGUUCCUGUUGCAGCUUGGUCUAUUACUUGGAUCCCUCUGUGCUCUCCGGUGUUUCCUGCUUUGUGAUGCUUUUGUGCUUGGCAGACUACCUUGUUCCUAUACUUGCUCCAAGAAUUUUCGGCCUUGGUCAAUGGUAAGUUUAGCAAUUGAAUUGAAACUGUUGCAGCCAUUUCAUUUAGCUGUCCAGUUAAAAUGAAAGUAAUGUGGUUGUUUUGCAUCCAUUUUAAUUGUAUUCUUACUAUUUUAUAUAUUUUCCUUCUUUGAUAGUUCUUGCUCCUGGAAUGUAGCCAGGAGUGAACCAGGUUCUUGAUAACCCUUGAGAAUGGCAAAUGUCUUAUUAAUUAACCAUUGAAAUGCCUUGUGUGCUUAAAGGACCACUGUAGUGCCAGGAAAACAUACCGCUGGGCUGGAUGGAAAGGAAGGGGUUAAAAUCUUACCUUUCUCCAGCGCCGGGCAGGGAGCUCUCCUCCUCCUCUUCGGCUGAAUGCGCAUGGAGCUGCGCGCGCAUUCAGCCAGUCUCAUAGGAAAGCAUUCAUAAUGCUUUCCUAUGGACGCUGGCGUCUUCAGUGAGAAGCACGCAAACACCUCUAGCAGCUAUCAAUCAGACAGCCACUAGAGGCUGGAUUAACCCAUUUAUAAACAUAGCAAUUUCUCUGAAACUGCUAUGUUUAUAAAAAAAAUAUAAAAAUGGGUUAAAUACCAUAAUAACAAUUUGUGUACUCCUUGGGACAAAGUAAACCUGUCCCUAAACUGCCACAAUAACUUGCGCAUCAAAACAGCAUAGUUGCCUAGCUUAUGUGUUUUAAAUCCAGUCAGUCAGUGGCAGCUGGCUAAAAAAAAUGUUGAUGCUGUGGUUCUAGACUCCAUGUCUUGAAUUUGAUUGUGCUCUCCAGGUAAUAUAUGAAACAUUAGUUUGUUUAAUUCUCUAAAUGUUAAAUUGUGGCACAGUAAAAGCUGAAUGGCAUAAUUUUAAGCAAAAAUCUUACAUGUGCAUACAUUGUGCCAUUUUAAUUCACUGCUGUUUAGAAUUUAGGGCAUAAACCCUGUGAUAAAGGAAAAGUGUAGGCACCAUAACCACGUCAACAGAGAUGCUCUGCUCUCUACAAUUCAGCCCCAUAGUAUGUCAUAACAAUUGAUACCAGAGAUUGGGGCAGUGAUUGUCAGAGCUCUCAUCUAACACUCUCAGCCAGUGACUGCCUGGUAGGGAUAGAGUGUGCUUGCCUCUUCUAUUUCAUCAUUGGAGAUCAGGCCACAUGCAUCUUUGGUUCGUGGUGAAUAAUCAGUCAUCUGGCUCUCACAGGUACAAAAUAACUUCCAUCAUUUUGUGCUUACUUUAAUUUGGACCUUUAAAUAUAAUCCUAGUGCCAUCUAGUGGUCAAAAUAUCAAAUUGCUAGACAGUACUAUUAAUAAAAAAAACUUCAUGGUUCACUACUGCCCAAAUAUAUUAAACUACUAAGCGAAUAUACCCCCAAUGAAAACAUUUGUUUGUGUGUUUUUGGUUUUUUUUUCAUUGGGGCAUAUCUUAAAAACAGCUUACUUACAAAAGCUGCCGAUCUCUUGCAUGCAUGCUCUAUGCAACUGCUUGCCUUUUGCGUUUAGAGCCACUGUAACAGGACCAGUUGCCAGACAGCCAGGAGGGUGUAACAAGGUUAAUUUAUCAGAGGUUUCAUAUAUAUUGAAAUCUGCACUUUUUAUAAAAUGGAUUAAAAAAAAAAAAAAAAAUAGGGCUCAGUGUUCAGGGAUAAGACAGUUCUUCAGGUGAGGGAUGAUUGGAAUGCAUCAUUAAUAAUGAUAAUGAUGAUGAUGAUAAAUAAAAUGCUUCUAGUAUAGUUCCUCCAUGUGCGUGCUUCUUAGUUGAAGUGUUAAUGUUUUUGCUGUCUAACUAGAAGGGCAAAGGUUUUUGAAAGUUUGUAUGAAGAACUAGAACCGUGUGAUGUGUAGAAACUGUUAAUACACCUCAAAUAAAACCUGUCUAAAGAUUAUGAAAUGGUUAUAUUGCAGAUUGACAAGCUUUCCCUUCAUAUUUUGGUGGUAGAAAGAGGAUCCAGGCACUACAAGUAUCUUCAAUUUUAUUAAUUUGGCUAAGUGAGACACCGCACUGGUCAAGCUGACAAAGACCCUUUCAGGGGUCGAAACUUUUUUUUUUUUUCAUAUUUUGUGAUAAAUUUUUAUAUUCGUUUACAUUUUUUUUUUUUUUUAAUAAAUGAAAGAAAAAGUCCUUUUUUAGAAGUAUAAUUGGAACCCCUGUGGACGAGCCCCAACUGACCUCCAAACUGUGUGGCUCAGCUGAGGUAUACAGCUGAUUAGUUUAAUGAUUUGACUGCCAGAUGGUAUUUGUUUCUAGGUAGAAUUAGCACAUCUCCCACCAAGGAAUGUUAGACCUCCGGUUCUCUAGCAUGCAUAGUUGCACUAAGAAAGACCAUGGCGCUUAUGCUGAAAUAUAUAGGGUUGAUCUCUAUAGUGGGAAUUGUUAGGAAUUCAAAGUGAAUUUGAAAUUCUAGGACAGGUUAGCUGAACUGGAAAAAAUCUCCAAGUCUGCAAUGCAGUUGAUCUAUAUUAUCCAGAAAUGCGAAUUUUGCUAUGUAUUCACAACAAUUCCCAGUUUCUGUGUUAUUCACUAACAUGAGCAUUGUAAGAAAUUCAAAGUCACUAUCAUAUUUAAAGAGACACAAUAGGUAUCCAGGCCCUUCAUUUCCAUUGGUGCCAUGUCCUUUUCGGUUUAACCAUGUAGUGUAAAACAUUGCUAUGCUGCAGGGUUUAAAUGCCUCUAGUGGCUGUUACACUGACAUCCACUAGAGCUGUUUCCGCAGAAAUAGCCACAUAAUUCUAUUUCUAUAAGACCAUCUGAUUAGCGCAGUGCCGCAUUAUACUGUACAUGUGAACUGGCCUCCCAAUGCUUUAAUAUGGGAAUAGCAUUAAAUUGGCUGAGAUCAUCGAUCUCGAUGAUCUCUGCCAAGGAGGCAGGGCCAACCGCUGACAGAGCAAAAGGGCGUGGGGGAAAAAAGUGAACUUCCGUUUUAACCCAUGGAGGGUAAUUUUAAAUGGUGACUAUGGCACUACAGAGUUAGAAAUAGGCCUAUGUAUUCCUAAUGCUAUAAUGUUCCUUUAGGGCAAAAAUAACUAAACUGGAAUAAUUCAGCUAUGCUUCCAGUUCAAUACUCUGGCAUAAUAUCUGAAAGGUACCUUAUAUAAUUACUGUAUAAUCAUUAUAAUUUUUUUUCUCUUGGAUUUUUUUGGGAAAUAAUUUUAUGCAUCGAUUUCUUCUGCCCCCAAGAUACAUUGAAUCAUGUCCUACAUAUUAUACCUUUUUGCUAUUCUAGGAGCACUGAGCAGCACCAAAGAUUCCAUGAGAUCUGCAGCAACCUUGUGAAAUCACGUCGAAGGGCUAUUGGCUGGUGGCAACGUCUCUUUGUCCUAAAAGAGGAAAAGCCAAAAAUGGUGAGAUUGUUUGGAAUGCUUGGCUUUAAUGUGAUAGUUGGGGGGGAAAGGGUUAAUGACGAAGAUAAAGUUAUAGAUGUACAUAAGCAUGAUAAAGGUAAUGUUAAUCCCCCCCCCCCUCUCUCUCUCUUUUCAGUAUUUUAUGUCUAUGAUAACUUUUCUUGCUGUGGUUGCUUGGAUUGGACAGCAAGUUCAUAACCUUUUCCUCACAUAUUUGAUUGGUAAGUUUGGGACUGUAUAAGAAUUUUGGUUUUGCCAACCAAAUACCCGUAUAUACUAGAGUAUAAGUCGACCCGAAUAUAAGCCGAGGCCCCUAAUUGGACCUCAAAAAAACGGGAAAACUUAUUGACUCGAGUAUAAGACUAGGGUGGGAAAUGCAGCAGCUACUGGUAAAUUUCUAUAUAAAAUUAGAUCCCCCAAAAAUUAUAUUAAUUGAAUAUUUAUAUACAGUGUGUGUAUGUAAUGAAUGCAGUGUGUGUGUGUGUUGCAGAGCCUUGGUGGGGAGUGUGAAUGUGUUUUUUUUUAUAUUAUGAAUAUUUUUAUUUUAUUUUGUAUUAUUUAAAUUUUUAUUUAUUUUAUUCCCCCCUCCCUGCUUGAUAGCUGGCCAGGGAGGGGGGCUCUCAUUCCCUGGUGGUCCAGUGGAUGGGCUGUGUAGGAGGUGGGCUGGCAGCAAGCUGUAACUUGCCUUUCCUGCAGCUCCUGUCAGCUCCCUUCUCCUCCACUGUAAGUAUCGCUGUCUGAGUGCCGCGCGGAGCAUUGCCACGGUAACCCGUGGCAACGCUCUGACCCUGCGGCUGUCGCGAGACUUACAGUGGGAGCUGACCGGAACGCAGGAGAAGGGAGCUGCAGGAAAGGUAAGUUACAGCUCUCUGCCAGCCCCCAACAGGACCGCCGGACUUGUAAUGAACCCGGCGGUCCUUGUCUGUAUUAUGGCAAUGUAAAUUGCCAUAAUACAGACAUUGACUUGAGUAUAUAAGUCGAGUGGGGCUUUUUCAGCCCAAAAAAUUUGCUGAAAAACUAUACUUAUACUUGAGUACAUACGGUAACAGUGUUUUAAUAACACUUGAAAGCCUUGCUGGAAUGCACCCCAAAAACUUACAUGUAAUUCAGCUGCAAGGCCAAGUUCUCCCUGUAGCCUGAUGCACCUUUCCUGAUGUAACUCGCACUUACACCGCUGGGAGGGAUGUCAGUCAGGGCUUUUACAGGUGCAGGGGUAUUGCCACCAUUGACCCUUUUGACAGCGUGCUCAAGACAGACAUAUUCAAUGCACAGAUUUAAGAUUAGCCGGACCAGAACUCUCGCUCCAGGUUUGCUGAUAAUGCGGCUAUGGGUGAGCUUUCCAGGUAUCUCUACAUUAGGGGUGUUUCAUACUGAAACACUGCACAUACAGACUCCUUGGACCAAGACCACUUUUAAUCUCUGAAGUGGUCAUGGUGUUUAGGGUAACCAAGAGUACUUUACACAAUGUUAACAAUCAAUUAUUGCUAUUGCUAUAUACAGAAGGAGCCCUGUUGGAUGUCCAAUAUUUAUAGCACUUUAUAUAUAGUGUUACGUAAGACUGGAGCCAGUACUGAAGAAUAUUCCUAACCUUUCCUGUUUACAAGCCAUUUUACUGCAUCAGCGUGUGCUGAGCAUCCUUUUGGUGCACACCCCUGGGCGCUUUCACUUAAAGUAAUAGACCUUCUCCGUGACUUUGCUGCGGUAGGAGAGGUAAGCAGUACCAAAGGAGCCCGUUCAACCAAUGACACUCCUGGUACCAUAGCCACUGGAGCAGACUAUAGUGGUUAUGGUGCUCUGGAUCUCAUGGGAAACCUCCUGUGUCAAAGAUAGUGCCCAAGUUUGGUAAUUAUUCCACCUACAUAUCAACCAAGCAAAGGAAGUGUGUGCUGGUCUUAUUUGGAUCUUUUUCUAAUAAAUAUAGGGGUAAAAGCAUUCUCAAAAAUAGGUUUACUUGAAUUUUAUUAUAUGUGGGAAUGCAGGGCUGCAGACACCCAAGGAACCCAGAUAAGUUGUCAAACUGUUCUUAAAAUAUUUGACAAAUUACUUUUGGGAGGGUGCCAGAGCGCUACUGCCACCAUAAGCACUAUAGUGAACUGCAUUAAUUAUGGUGCUUGCUGUGUUCCUUUUAUUCUAGCUUUGGGGACCUCAUGGGAAACCUAAUCUGUAAAAGCUGGUCUUCUUCUGAUUGAUCAUUACUCCACCCACAUAUCAACCCAGCUAUCUGGUUUUAUGUUUUCUUUUCUGUCAUUUUUGGUUAUUUUUCUUUUUCUUUUUGAUUUUCUUCUUCAUAUAAAAAGGUCUACUUUAAAUAGCCAAGAUGUGAGCAUGCAGCAUUUGUAGUGGGAUACUGUUCUAUGUGAAGCCAUUGAUGCGGUUAUCCUUUAAAUGACAUCACUUAUUUCCUUCCAGUGAGCUUUUUACUACUGCUUCCUGGUCUGAACAAACACGGGAUAAUUACAAAAUAUGCCGGAAUGGGGAAACGAGAAAUAAACAAGCUCCUUAAGUUAAAGGAAAAGAAGAACGAAUAAAACAAGGAUUGCCAGAUUCAACAAUGCAAUCUUCCAUGGGAGCAUUUUUUUAAUUUUCCCUUCUGUCUAAUAUUUGUGUUUUGGGGAUAUUUUCAUGCUACUGUUCAUUUCCUCAAUAACUGCCAAUGCUGUAUCUUUUUAAACUGGUUGCACUGAAACUUAAUGUUUGUUUUGGUGAACAAAGAGUUAAUAUUCCUUGAAGAGUGUGUUUAAAAAAACAAAACAAAAAAAACUGCUGUAUUUGUGGGUCAUUCUUUGUCUCAAAAAGAAAAAGUGUUGAAUGCAAGAUCUUUGUUUUACCUUUACCACUUUUUUAUUGGUUUUUCUCCUUUUGUAAAUAUGUUUUUCCAUGUGUUUUCUCUUUCUGUAUACAAUGCACUUUUUUUUUUCCCCCCCUUAAUAUUUGUCUUCCGAAUGCCAGUGGAUGUAAUAAAAUGUAGAAUGUUAAAUGUUACGUUUCCAUGUAAUUUUUUUUUUUUUUGCUUUUUCCUUGUAAUAAGUCAAACUUAAAUCUUUUCAAAGACAUGACCUAAAGAAAUAGACAAAAAUAUAUAUAUUUUCCUUGUGUUCUUGUAUAUCUUUAGAUUUAUAAGUCACUGUUUUAAAAAAUUAUAUAUUAAAUAUAUAUUUUUAUAGCGCAAUCAAAUUCCGUAGCGCUGUACAAUGGGUGGACUAACAUA
Pelobates cultripes (western spadefoot toad) is the source of this 26722-nucleotide messenger RNA. The record is from the annotation of a GenBank genome assembly. Lineage: Eukaryota; Metazoa; Chordata; Amphibia; Anura; Pelobatidae.